Messenger RNA from Physella acuta, 2457 nucleotides. RefSeq lists its product as uncharacterized. NCBI's taxonomy places the organism in Eukaryota, Metazoa, Mollusca, Gastropoda, Physidae. The record is from RefSeq and is a predicted model, not a curated record.
AGAUUGAAAGACAUUUUGUUCUGCUUAGAGGAUCACUGAACCGUGACCUAAACCACUAAGUGCAGCCUUACUGGCUAACAUAAACAACCCCAUUUUUUUUUCUUUGGAGGUAAAAAUAAACGUAAAAAGCGAGGCCAAAGAAUUAACGAGCAGAAACCACACGUGUGACAGAAUUUAUCAGAUUCACAUCAAUUAAAGAGAUUUUAUACAGCUCCGUGGACAGGUGGAAUUAUGUACGUUGCUGCUGAUUUGAUUUUGGACAAGUAAACUGAAUUGCCACCAAAAAUGCAGCGGAUAUCUACUCAAAAAAAUCUUCAUUUAAACGGAUUGAUAUUCUCCAUUACUCACCGCUUGUUGUUGAUGUUGAUAAUGGUCGCCGUCUGCCAAAGCCAGACUCCAUGUUACCAGAAUCAAACUUCCUGCGUUCUUCAGAUGACCAACAUGGUGCUGGACAAAAAUGCCUUUUGGUUUGGAAACAGCUACGUCACUUCCUGUCCUCCAGGUACCCCAGAUUUAGUCUGUUCCAACCCGGACCCCACAAGACUAUCACUGGCAGCACGAAUCUACGGCCUGAAUGACACGGACUCUAGCUUGGCCGGCAGGUUUCAGAAGGUCAAGCUAGCCAACGUCACAUUCAACGCCCCCAACGGAUCCGUGUACGCAUGUGGUCAUGACUUCACGGUUGACCGUCUAGACAACUUCCAGGUGGACCCACUUGUCCCGACACGCGUCAGCGGCUGGUCCGUCAACUUCCGGCCUGAGGUCACGUGGGAGAAGACUAGUAACCAUAGCACCGUCGUUGUCUGGGACGCUGGGUACCUGUUUCUGCACGCCAUGUACAUCAACUGUGUGAACGGGACGUUAAGCAGUUGUGUUCCAAUAGCUCCCUAUAUGGGACCGAAGAAUCCAUUCUUGAGAAAAAAUCCCUACCUGAUCCUGGUGUUUGAACAAACCCAACCACUAAACCAAACUCAGGUGUCCACCUGGCUGAGAGAUCACCGCAUCGCAAAUAAUCGGAUGGUGAUGGUGUCCAGUUUUCUCAGUAAUUUUAGUUCCAGUCUUGUUACAAGUCCCAGCCACAUGAACAUCAUGUCUUUCCCUGCCGACCCCGUGGCUAUCGAGGCCCAGAAGAACAUGAUCUUGGUCAACAACUGUCCUCAUUUGAUCUCACAGUUGCCAGUUCUCCACAACGUGUUUAAGGCUAGUGGCUACUACCCCAAACUAAGCGACAACACCACCAUGUCGUUAACCUCAACCACACCCUACGUCACCACCCUCACCACCAACAUCGACGUCACCUACUCGACGGAGGACUAUCAGGUGGAGUCAUGUUGUGAGAUCUACUCACUCACCCGAGGGAUGUUCACUGUGGAUCCGUUCAGCGAUCGUACUCAGAGACCUGGCAUGGUGAGACUUAAGCCAAGGGUCAAGUUGACCUCUCUCAACUUGAUGGCACAAGGAUCGAUUGCAGAGCACAUCUACACCCUGUUUGUCCUGGACGUGGCCGCCGCCCAGAACGCCAGCGCCACCAACCCUCGCUACGUCACCCACUGGCUCGUCACCAACAUCAAAAACGCUGACGUCAGCACCGGGGAUGAGGUGGCGGCGUACUUUGGUUCGAAUCCUUUCUUUUUCAACCAAGCAAGACCCUACCUGUACAUGCUGUUCCGCCAACCCGUCCCUACACUAAACAAUACGACAUUCAGUGACUUCUGUCCUAAUGGAACUUUGAGGUGUCAAAUUCAACUGGCACCUGUCCUCAAUGCCUGGAACCUUACAGAACUUGUUGGCGUCACGUGGUAUCUGGCGGAAGGAGACGGUUUCUCUAGAAUGAGACUCUACUCGGUAAUCAAAAGCAGACCCAAAGACCAGGUGUGUGCGGAUGUCCCAGGAUACGCCGAGCCCUGCCCCGCCCCCUGCAGCAAACAGACCAACACGGCGACCCCCGUGACCCCCAUCUACACCCAACUGUUCUUGUGUGUCUCUGUUGUGCUCUUGUUCCUUCACACGAGAUAAAUUUGUAACGAAAAUAAGUUGUUUAGAAAAACAUUAUCAGACAACAGAAUGUUUAAUAUAGAGUGAGAAAAUCAUUCAAUAUAUUUCCAAUGUUUAAGUCUUUUAACUUCUUAGAUCUAUAGAAAUGUUAACAAACAUCACCUUGUACAUCAAGGCGUAAAUAAUGUAUUAUAAAUAUUCAUUUUUUAUUUGACGAACAGUGCAUUAAUCCUGCGUGUUAUAACUUAAUGUAAAUUAUAGUUUAGUGUAAGAAUUUUUUUUUUUUUUUGCGUGUUAUAAAAUGUAAUUAAUUUUCAAGGCGUGACGGAUAGAAAUGUUUAUGCCAUUUUACGUGACAAUAGGAGACAGAGCACGAAAAACGUAUUGAACUAAGUAAGUCUUUAUAUAAAAUUCAAUAUUUGUUUAUAUUUUGGAAUAAAAUCUUUUAAUACUAAUAGAUUA